Molecule: messenger RNA, 2682 nt
Organism: Solea senegalensis (Senegalese sole)
Lineage: Eukaryota; Metazoa; Chordata; Actinopteri; Pleuronectiformes; Soleidae
Gene: angptl4
Product: angiopoietin-like 4
Exons: 7
Coding region: 123-1535 (470 amino acids)
Biological process (GO): triglyceride homeostasis
Molecular function (GO): enzyme inhibitor activity
Source: RefSeq, a predicted model, not a curated record
UGGUUGUUCAGACAGAAGCCUGAUCUCUCAACUCAUCCAAUCCAAGCAGGACACUGAAGACUUCUGCAGCAAGAGCACACUCAUUCGAAAAGCAAGAAGUUACAUUUAGAAUAAGAGGAAAAAUGAAGACAACAUUGGCAACUCUGACUCUCAGCCUGGUACUGCUCAUGGCCACAGGUUUCCCUUUGCAGAAGAAAGUUGGAUCACCCACUAGUGGUGCCGCCAAGGAGAAACGAGUACAGUACGCAGCGUGGGAUGAUGUCAAUGUCAUUGCCCAUGGCCUGCUGCAGCUGGGCCAGGGGCUGAAGGAGCAUGUCGACAAAACCAAGGUCCAGAUGAGGGACAUCUCCACCAAGCUGAAGGUAUUCAAUCGCACAGUGACUGAGCUGGGAAAGGAGGGACAGAGACUGCGAGUAGAAGGGGAUGCACUGAAGGUCCAGGUCCAGGGACUGGAGGACAGAGAGGGGCAGCUGCUGAAUGUCACGGCCGAGCUGAGGGAGAAAGCAGAGGAGAUGCAGCAGGAGAGGAAGAUAAUGAAUGAGAGGAUGAGCCGGCUGGAGGAGAAGGUUGACAGCAUGCUGCAGGGAGAGACGGUGCAGUCUGACUCCAACACUGGUGCCAAGAACAAGAGUGAUGCCCGCAACAUCCAGCUGAUGCUGGAGGCUCAGAACAGACGCAUCGAUGAUCUGAUGGAGAGGAUCCGACUCCAGCAGGAGAAGCUUGAUAAGCAGAAUGUGCGCAUUAGGACCCUGCAGAGUCAGAUCCAGCUGUCACGACAGAGACCGUCACUGCGCAGCAGCAGCACAGGCGACUCCGAGCAGAGUGGCAUCGUGGAACAGGGCGACUCACCAGUUGAGGUGGCAUCAGACUGUCAUGAGCUGUUCCUCAGAGGAGAGACCAGGAGCGGGGUCUACACCAUCCAGCCAAUCAAUGCAGAACCCUUUAAAGUUUUCUGCGAGAUGACAGCUGAAGGUGGAUGGACAGUCAUCCAAAGGCGCCAAGAUGGCUCAGUGGAUUUUGACCAGCAAUGGCAGGCCUAUGAGAAAGGCUUUGGCAGUCUAAAUGGAGAGUUCUGGUUGGGACUUGAAAAGAUCCACUCCAUUGCCAAAGAUGGCGGCUACAUCCUCAACAUCAAGCUGUCCGACUGGGUGGAUGACUUAGCAUCAGUCCAUCUCCCUUUCCAUUUGGGUGGAGAAGAAACCAAGUACUCGCUCCAGAUUCCGAAAGUUGGCACCUUCGGAAUGUUGCAGAGUUCUCUUGGGACUGACGCCGCCUCCGGCCUGCCAUUCUCCACAAGUGACCAAGACAAUGACCAGAAAACUUACACCAACUGUGCCAAGCACCUUUCUGGUGGUUGGUGGUUCAGUAACUGCGGUCGCUCCAACCUAAAUGGCAGAUACUUCCAGAGUCCUCCUCCCAAGCAGCGGCAUCAGAGGAAGCAGGGGAUCUUCUGGAAGACCUGGAGAGGCCGCUACUAUCCUCUCAAGUCCAGCAUGAUGAUGAUCGCCCCGGCUGUGAUCGUGAACAAGUCAUAAAGAAUAGAAAAAAAGACAGAGAAAUUGUUGAAACAAAGAAAGGUGGUGGGGGGGGAGGAAGGAAUUAGCAUUUGGUCUAUUUUUUUUCUUUUCUUGGUGCUGAAUUAAUUAAAUAGAGGUUGUCUCUCCCUGUGAGAAAAACACCAGAUCCAAGGCCCUCAAAGAGAACUCACACUAAAUGAGGUUCAUUCUUUGAGAGACAAAUAAUUUCCUUCCCUGCACCAAAAGCCACAAAUGGAAAAAAACAAAAACAUGCAGUGGGAUUAAUUCUUUUCUUUGUCACAUUUUGUACUGAUGUUGUCGAUACCAUUUGUUGGCAUGCAGCAGGAGCCCCAGGUCAGGCCAAGUCCAGGCCUGUCUACUGUGCUGUGAGCCACAAAACAUUUCUAUCAAGUCAAGACUCGUCUGCAGAAUUGCAGCACGUGGACUGCUGUUGAGACUGUGGUUUUGUAGGGCGUAAAAAAAAAAAAAAAAACCCUGUCAGCUCAAACAACUUAUUUUGUGGAGUGAAACGCAGGCUGAUUAAAUUAGCCCUUUGAAACCAAUGGUGUGGACCAAACGGUGACUUAACUAAAACAAAAAGUCAUUUACCACAUGAUUAUGAUAUUAGUCUUUGAAAGCAUCAUGUUUAGGUCUUAAAGCUAAGCACUUUAAGCUAAGAUUAUGCUGCAGAAACUGUUACGACUGAUGUUAAAAGCGGUUUGUGGUGGGGCACUGAAAACCAUUCCAGCCUUUUGUACAACAUACAGUACAUUAUUCUGCCUGCAAAUUUGAAUCAAAUUAAGCAUAUUCUUCACCGUCUAAAAAUAUUCUGUGGAGAUUAAGAAGAUGUAAAGUCAUAUUGACUACUUGUAAAAUGAGAGACAGUUUUGUAUAUAAGGUAUGAAGAAACGUCGUUUGUCUUAUCAGAAAAGCAACUGUUACUGAUCUGUGGUGACAUUAAAUGUUUUGUCACUAGAGAGUUUUGUUACUGUAGAGGUCCCCUUUUCUUAUUUAAAUGAUGUAAAGAGACAAGAUAUAUAUUUCUGGUGCUGUCUGUUAGUAAUUUAUAUUGUCUGUGAUGUGUUUAACAGAUUUUAAAUUGUUUUUUUAAGAGAAAAUGCCAAUCUAAAGGCCAAAAUGAGCCAAUAAAACUGAUUUAAAUGAU